Phragmites australis (common reed) is the source of this 661-nucleotide messenger RNA. RefSeq names its product non-specific lipid-transfer protein 1-like. The record is from RefSeq and is a predicted model, not a curated record. Lineage: Eukaryota; Viridiplantae; Streptophyta; Magnoliopsida; Poales; Poaceae. Gene Ontology annotation, biological process: lipid transport. Bases 85 to 450 code for a protein of 121 amino acids. Gene Ontology annotation, molecular function: lipid binding. Gene Ontology annotation, cellular component: membrane. The transcript has 2 exons.
CACCUCCGCAGCUCAGCUCCGCGCGAACGCACCGACAGCCGCUACGUACUCUCAACUCCUUAGCACGACGAGACCUGAGGGGCCAUGACUCGCCGCGCGCUCGCGCCGUCUGCGCUGCUCCUCGUGGCGCUGGUGCUGCUGGCGGCGCUGCCGCCGCGCGCGGGGGCGGCGGUGUCGUGCUCCACGGUGUACAACACGCUGAUGCCGUGCCUCGGGUACGUGCAGAACGGCGGGACGGUGGCCCGGGCGUGCUGCGCGGGGAUCCAGCGGCUCGUGUCCGGGGGGCGCUCCAGGGACGACCGCCGCGCCAUCUGCACCUGCCUCAAGAACGUGGCGGCCGGCGCCGCGGGCGGGCCAUACAUCAGCCGCGCCGCGGGGCUGCCCGGCAGGUGCGGCGUGCCGCUGCCCUACAAGCUCAGCCCCAACAUGAACUGCAACGCGAUAAACUGAGGUGUCUCAACUCUCGAACGUGGUGAAGUCAUCACGAGAAGGGCCCGUAGGCUGCUGCUUCUACUAGUUCUAAUGUUGUCACAUUUACGAUCCUUGAACGUUCUGCCAAACUGUACGUCCUGUAUCACGUUUGUCUUUAGCCCUGCGUCCUCUGAGAUCUAGUAUGUGAUUAGAUGAUCCUAAUAAAUGAACACAUAUAUACUUUGAUGUC